This is a messenger RNA of Colletotrichum graminicola M1.001, 882 nucleotides long. RefSeq names its product Arv1-like family protein. Gene Ontology annotation, cellular component: cortical endoplasmic reticulum; Golgi apparatus. The transcript is spliced from 3 exons. Gene Ontology annotation, biological process: intracellular sterol transport; sterol metabolic process; regulation of plasma membrane sterol distribution. The record is from RefSeq and is a predicted model, not a curated record. NCBI's taxonomy places the organism in Eukaryota, Fungi, Ascomycota, Sordariomycetes, Glomerellales, Glomerellaceae. The coding region runs from base 1 to 882 and encodes 293 amino acids.
AUGCCCAUCUGCAUCGAGUGUCGACACCCGGUCAAGACGCUAUGGACCAAGUACUCGAAUGCCGAUGACAAGUCUAGCGGUCACAAUAUUCGCUUGACUGUUUGCAGAAACUGCGGUCACUUUUGCGAUAAAUAUGUCGAGCAUGAUUUCGUCGUGCUUUUUAUUGACCUAGUUCUCAUCAAACCCCAGGUCUACCGUCACCUACUUCACAAUACCUUAAUGAAGGACGAUGACCGAUUUGAUGCAAGUCACGAAUGGUCUUCCAUCGUGCGACUCGGAGUUUUACUGCUGUUGUUCGACGUGUACUUGACAUGGGCGCGCAUCGAGAAACAGACGGUUCCUGCAUCCGCUAAAGACGAAGGCGCCAGUUUGGGCAGCCUGACUCAACAGUCCAUUGUGUCGCAAUACCUCUUCUUCUUAAUUCUCUGUGCUCUGUCGACAUUUGCCUUCCAUAUGAGCAUCCGGUUCAUGACCUCUUCUGCCUUCUCUCCACUAGGCAUGCUCAAUGUCCUGCCUCGAUACUCGCGCCCCAACUCUGUCUCGACCGCGCUACUCGUCUCAUCCUCUACCAAGCUCUUCCCGAUCCUUAUGGUUAUAUGGCAGUAUGAUGUUCCAGCCGCGGCGCGAUCGCUUGGCUGGGCCGUGGUAGCGAACAACGUCGAGGCACUCCGUAUUUUGCUGGAUUGUGGCUAUGGCGUCGCCACAUUACUGGCCACAACAGGAGCUCUGGCGCGCUGGGCGGUAGGACGCAGCGUUCUGUGGGCUGCUGGACUAGAUGGCGUCGAUUCCAUUGGCGAGACCAGCAUUGCUGCGGACGGUAAGGCCCUCUGGGCUCUGUUGAUGUAUGCCAGGGAAUGGGCGAGUGACUUGGCUGCCGGGUAG